UCUCCAUGGAAACGAAGACAGCCAAUCAGCGCGGCGACUUCCGCUCCGGUCUGACAUCCGUGCGGUCUCAGACAACGCUGGAGUGGGCUCCGGUGGGCCUGCUGUCGGCGGGCCGGGAUGCUGAAGGCCAAGAUCCUUUUCGUGGGGCCCUGCGAGAGUGGAAAAACCGUUUUGGCCAACUUCCUGACAGAAUCUUCUGACAUCACUGAAUACAACCCAACUCAAGGAGUGAGGAUCCUGGAAUUUGAGAACCCACACGUUACCAGCAACAACAAAGGCACCGCGUGCGAAUUUGAGCUAUGGGAUUGUGGCGGCGAUCCAAAGUUCGAGUCUUGCUGGCCAGCCCUGAUGAAGGACUCUCACGGAGUGGUGAUCAUCUUCAAUGCUGACAUCCCAAGCCACCUGAAGGAAAUCGAGAUGUGGUAUUCCUGUUUUGUUCAGCAGCAGUUCUUACAGGAUACUCAGUGUCUGUUAAUUGCACACCACAAACCAGGUUCUGGAAGUGAUAAAGGAAACCUGUCUUUAUCACCACCCUUGAACAAGCUGAAGCUGGUGCACUCGAAUCUUGAGGAUGACCCUGAAGAGAUCCGGAUGGAAUUCAUAAAGUAUUUGAAAAGCAUCAUCAACUCAGUGUCUGAGAGCAGAGACCGGGAGGAGAUGUCAAUUAUCACCUAACUAGCCUUCACGUGGACUCUUCCACAUCCCGAGCGAGGCCAGCUUCUUUCCCCUGCAGAUCUGAAAUCUUACCUGGCCGCUGACACUUUCUUCUCCCUGCGGCUCUAUACGAAACGUUCCUCACCUGCCCGAAGGUACCAGUCACCCAAGGAGCUGAAUCAUUCCAUCUGUUCUCUGUCUUAACCUAGCCCUGUGUUUCCCCAGGAGCAAUGCUUUCGUAUUUACUAUUCCAGUGUUCGUGGUGACUUUAUAGAAUAUAAUAAGAGUCCACUGUAUCUCCAUCUCUUGCGAUUUAAAGGUUUUCAGGUUAGUUCAGUCUCUAAUAAAUAUUUAAUUUAUUCAAGAUUACAA
Molecule: messenger RNA, 1026 nt
Organism: Myotis daubentonii (Daubenton's bat)
Lineage: Eukaryota; Metazoa; Chordata; Mammalia; Chiroptera; Vespertilionidae
Gene: IFT22
Product: intraflagellar transport 22
Source: RefSeq, a predicted model, not a curated record